AUGUCCUGCAAGGAUGUGUAUCGUGGGGUGUACUUCUGGCUCUCGACAUCGGGUUUUCGCCUGAUUGAGAGCGGAGUACAGUAGCGGCUACGGUUUAAGAGAGGGUCGGUACAAUCCAAUUUCACUCUCUUAAAUCCGGCUUUCUGUUAUAUCGCGUUGGCUACGGUAUAAGAGCGAAUUCUCUUAAACAGUAUCUCACUACAAGAGAAUAUUCUCUUAUAUCGUAGACAAAACUAGAGGUCGUGAAACAGGGACUCUCGCGCACUAACUACACUCGAAUGCCAAACUAGGUCAUGAAGAGAGCGUAUCAU
This is a messenger RNA of Ectocarpus sp. CCAP 1310/34, 311 nucleotides long. The record is from the annotation of a GenBank genome assembly. Lineage: Eukaryota; Phaeophyceae; Ectocarpales; Ectocarpaceae.